AUCUGAAAACGCGUUGGCAGGAAGUGAUCUCCCUCCACGACAUCCACAAUGCAGCACGGCGACGAUACGAACAAGGACUCCAACCAAAAGGGUGCUCGCCAUUUGAGUGCCAAGACUGUUUUUUCCCUUGUACCCAACCUCAUGCAUCACUAUCAUCCCUUUCCCCAAAAGGCUCCUGGUGCUCUCAAGUCUGCCGCCUCGGACCCGCGCACAGCACAAACUACGUCUCCAGCGUACCGCUUGGCUUGGGCCGACGAACCGUUCUUGCUUCGUGAUGACCUGCGACCCCUUCGUCUCCAGCUCGAGUACACUAAACCUGAAAAGAUCCUUGCGGAAGCGGGAAUCGAUAGUACUAUUGUUGUGUUUGGUAGUGCCAGAAUUAGGGAUCGCGACCAGGCUCAAGAACAUUUGAGAGUUGCAGAAGAGCUUGUGAAGCAAAAGGGACCCAACGAUACCGAGGCGAGGGAAAGCCUGAGGAUAGCCAAAAAGAUGCUGGAGAGCGUCAAAUAUUAUGAAGCCGCUCAAGAAUUUGGCGAAAUUGUAACUAAGAAUUCCGACGGAAACAAAUUGGUCGUCAUAACUGGUGGUGGUCCUGGCAUCAUGGAGGCAGCCAACAGAGGCGCAACUCAAGUUCCGGGAGGUCGCUCGGUGGGGCUGAAUAUUGUUCUGCCCUUCGAGCAGCGACCGAAUCCGUACAUCACUCCGGAGCUCUGCUUCAACUUCCAUUACUUUUCAAUGCGCAAAAUGCAUUUCCUCGGUCGCGCGCGAGCAUUGGUGGCCUUCCCAGGUGGAUGGGGCACGAUGGAUGAACUGUUUGAAGCCCUCACACUGAUUCAAACCAAGAAAAUGGCCCGAAUUCCCGUCAUUUUGUUUUGCAAAGCAUGGUGGGAUAGGAUGGUCAAUUUCCACAACAUGCUGGAAGAUGGCGUCAUCUCGGAGGGAGAUUUGAAACUGUUUUCAUAUGCGGAGUCCCCUCAAGAAGCCUGGGACCAGAUAUUCAACUUUUACCGUGGACACAGUCACCAUUGAUAUAAUUUGGAGAAUCUCACUAAACUUUCAUGGUAGUUCCUGUUGUAAGGGUAAACCUCCCAAUUAUUGAAUCUGGAAGCUUUCCUUAUUGUCCUGGACAAGCUUAGUGCACAAAUGCAUUAACUGGGUGGGUUUGACUGGUGCCCUACUGCCACCACAGGCCUAGCAAACCUGGAUAAGAUUACUAGUGUAUAAAAAUAAUAGAGGACUAUAUAAUCAAUAUAUAUUGCAAAUGUAUAGUGAUAGAGCUGACUAUAAC
Messenger RNA from Spizellomyces punctatus DAOM BR117, 1288 nucleotides. Its product is annotated as TIGR00730 family protein. Gene Ontology annotation, cellular component: cytosol. Gene Ontology annotation, molecular function: hydrolase activity. The coding region runs from base 49 to 1029 and encodes 326 amino acids. NCBI's taxonomy places the organism in Eukaryota, Fungi, Chytridiomycota, Chytridiomycetes, Spizellomycetales, Spizellomycetaceae. Gene Ontology annotation, biological process: cytokinin biosynthetic process. The record is from RefSeq and is a predicted model, not a curated record. The transcript has 8 exons.